This is a messenger RNA of Colletotrichum costaricense, 975 nucleotides long. RefSeq lists its product as uncharacterized. The record is from RefSeq and is a predicted model, not a curated record. The coding region runs from base 1 to 975 and encodes 324 amino acids. The transcript is spliced from 2 exons. Lineage: Eukaryota; Fungi; Ascomycota; Sordariomycetes; Glomerellales; Glomerellaceae.
AUGGCCACCUUGCGCCUAGCUACAUCGCCCGGCGUGCGGGCCGCUACGACGUCGCCGCUGACUUCGCAACUGUGGUCCAGUGCCGCCGCCGUAAAUGCGUCCACCCCAAGCAUAACGAGCACCGCGAGCACGAUUCCCGCCGCGACAGUAGCUGCCGCCGCCAUGGCCGCUGCGACUACUGCCACAACUACGGCAAAGACGAUAAUUCCCCCCCCGCCAUCCGCCCUGGCGCGUGCGAGGACGAAGGCCGUCGAGCCCCAGAACCGCUACUUCAACCCUUCCAACGCAACCCUAUCCACCACCGACGGCGGCCCCGGCAAGAAGCCAGGCGAUGAGAACAAUGCCAAGUUGGGCAAAACCCUUCGCAUCCUCCAAGACCACCUACCUCGGGUCCUCCAAUCUCCGCUCCCGCAAGAGAUCCUCGCCCCAAACAUCUCGCUCCACCUCUUCCCGACAACACACCCGCACCUCCCGACCGUCUCCGGCCGCGUCGCCUACACCGCUGCCCUCUGGACCUCGCCCAUCGCCUGGAACCGCCUGCCGCUGGUCGGGAACGUCCGCCUAUCCAUCAUCUCAGAGCGGGUGACGAAGCAGCCCCUCCAUUUUGCGCCGUUACACCCUGGUGCUGUCCCGGAGCAGCUCGUGGUCAGGUGGUGCGCAUCUGGCAAGAAGAAUGGCGGAGGGAUCGGUGGCGGGUCGGUAUCUACGUCCUCUAGCGCUGGGACGUCGGAAGGAGGGGGCGUGAAGGUGGAAGACGGCGGGGACAAAGCGUUCACGGGGCUCUUCGUGUUCCAGUUUGAUGCUGAGGGCAAAAUAUUGAGCCAUACGAUCGAAACGGUGCAAGAGGGUGGCGACUGGGAGAAGGGUGUCGGUGCCAAGGUCGUCGGGCUGACGGAUUGGCUGCUUGGCGGCAUGCGGAGGCAGGGAGACAAUCCCAGCCCUGCGUUUGAGGGUUUCGACAAGGGCAAGGAGUGA